CCAUUGUGGCUGACACUAAGGCAAAUAUCUACACUUUGCUGGUCCCACUACGUCGGAAAGUUCGCGGCUCGCAGAAUAUAGUGCAGAUUUCGUCCGGCAACAAGUACGCCAUGUUGUGGACGUCGAGGUUUGACACCGCGAUGGGAAAGUCCGGACAGGUCUGGGCUUCGGGAUAUUACCCACGCGCUUACGUACUAUAUCGGGAUCUCUGAUAUGGUUGAAUAUGAUAAGCCGCGAGCUUCGGCCUUAGGGAUUGACUCGAACUGAAACUACCUAGGUGGCGCUUGUGCGAGCAGGCAAACUUAAGACAACAAGAACAGUCGAUCCUUUGAGCAGGGAGGAAUAUGGUGCGCAACCCUAAAUGUUGAAAAUGCCAUAAGAUAACGGCUUCCGCCCACGCUUCACGCACGCGAGGAUGCCCGUUUUAUAUCAUCCCGUGUAGCUGGUUACCAGACCUUUCAAGGACGUGCGCAUUAAGACGUUACAGUUCGUAGUCACUAUAUGAAAUAACAACUAGCAAGCGAUGGCAGAAACCGAGAAGCCGGAUAUCAUUCCGGGCACUGACAUCAUCUUCACCGAUGGGAACAAUGGCGAGAAUACGACACCCGGUGAGGUCGUGCUCAUCCCGCAACCGACUUCCAGCCCAGACGAUCCUCUUAACUGGAACAUGACAUGGAAGACUGUUAUCAUCUUCAACCAGUUUGUCUUUGUGUUCGUGAGCAUCAUGACGCCGAUGGCCAUCUCGCCCCUUUCGCUCAUCUUCGAAGAGGAGUUUCACAAGACGCUACCCGAAGUCAACAUGCUAUUCGGCGCCGCGGCCAUCACCUUAGGCUACGCCAACUUCCUCAUCGUGCCCGCUGCAAACCUGUGGGGGCGACGUCCCGUCGUCUUGGUUUGCGGCCUAAUUUGCAUCCUAGCCAACAUCUGGCAGGGUCUCGUUACGAGUUAUCCGAGCUUCCUAGGCGCGCGUGUUAUUUCUGGACUCGGUGCCGCUGCGAAUGAGAGUAUCAUGCCUAUGGUUGUUGCUGAUCUACUGUUUCAGCAUCAGAGAGGCAGUAGUAUGGCUCUGUAUUUUUGGGCAUAUUUCCUCGGACUCUUCAUCGGGCCUAUCAUCUCCGGCGCCAUCGCCUCCCAGAUCUCAUGGAGGUGGUUCUUUUGGGUUUGCACCAUCCUGCAAGGUGCAAGCUUCAUCUUCCUCCUCGUCGCCCACCCGGAGACAAAGUACGACCGGCCAGCUCCCGCGCGACCCUCAACCAGCCGCGACUCGACCGUAAUCAACGUCCGCGUCUCCAACACCGGCGCCGUCGCCGAAAAGUCGGAAAACGGCGGGUCCUCCAGCUCCAGCACCGAGAUCGCGAACACGCUAACCACCGCGCACCACCGCGCCACCGGGCGUCCCUCCCGCGCGCAGUUCUCCCUACUACCAAUGCGCAAAAGCUUGCGCUUCCGGCAUUCGUACAACAACAACAGCAGCUCCAGCUCCAGCUCCAGCGGCCCCUCGACCCCGCACCGCAACGACCAAAGCGUAGCUUCGACCCUGCUCCGCGACGUGGCGUCCCCGAUGCAGAUCCUGUUCACCUUCCCGAUCGUGGCGUGGGCGUCGCUGUCGAUGGGGUUCGCGGCGAACUCGCUGCUGGCGCUGAACCUGACGUCGGCGCAGGUGUUCGGCGCGCCGCCGUACCUGUUCACGCCGGCCCAGAUCGGCUUCGUCAACUUCGCGUUCGUGGCCGGCGCCGCCGUGGCCCUGGUCACGGCCGGCCCGCUGUCGGACCGCAUCGCGCUGCGCCGCGCGCGGAAGAACGCCGGCGUGCUCGAGGCCGAGAUGAGGCUCCCCGCCCUAAUGCCGUAUAUUUGUGCUAAUGUGGCCGGUAUGGCGGUCGUGGCUGUGGGAUACCAGCGCGCGUGGCCCUGGGAGGCGGUUGUUAUUGUUGGGUAUACGUUGGUUGGCUUGCAGGUUGUGGGCAUUCCGGCGGUUGCUAUUGCGUAUGCUGUGGAUAGCUACAAGACUUUGCCCGGGGAAGUCAUGAUUGCGGCCACCAUUGUGAAAAACACAUUCGGGUUUGGCAUGAUAUUUUUCUUCAACGACUGGGCAGCACGAUCAGGAUAUAUCAAGCCCGUUCUAAUGAUGAUGGCCCUCACGAUUGGCUUCUCCAUCCUUGGGCUGUGUGCCUUUACUCUCUGGGGGAAGCAGUUCCGUCGUUGGACCAAGGACUCCAAAUUGCACUCGCUAUAAUCGAUGGAUCUCAAGCCGAGGCGUGGCUCGGUACGAAAUUCGUCCGGUUCAUGUCCUCCUACUUAUCUAUUAGAUGGUAUAAUAGACGAAGGUCAGAAUCGGAGUCGGAGUUACUCAGAAGCAGCUCAUAGAGCACACCA
Molecule: messenger RNA, 2373 nt
Organism: Annulohypoxylon truncatum
Lineage: Eukaryota; Fungi; Ascomycota; Sordariomycetes; Xylariales; Hypoxylaceae
Product: MFS general substrate transporter
Exons: 7
Coding region: 524-2233 (569 amino acids)
Biological process (GO): transmembrane transport
Molecular function (GO): transmembrane transporter activity
Source: RefSeq, a predicted model, not a curated record